This is a messenger RNA of Juglans regia (Persian walnut), 1745 nucleotides long. Its product is annotated as multiple organellar RNA editing factor 1, mitochondrial. The record is from RefSeq and is a predicted model, not a curated record. Lineage: Eukaryota; Viridiplantae; Streptophyta; Magnoliopsida; Fagales; Juglandaceae. Gene Ontology annotation, cellular component: mitochondrion. The transcript is spliced from 5 exons. Gene Ontology annotation, biological process: cytidine to uridine editing; mitochondrial mRNA modification. The coding region runs from base 123 to 1358 and encodes 411 amino acids.
AUGCGUACUUCAGCCCUCGACGGUCGAAUAUCUAUUUCCAUUUCUCUAGAAACCUCCCCAAAGCCCUCGGAAGCAUAUUCCUCUCUCAAGCUGCUAGCCAGGUAACGCCAACACCAGCAGCAAUGGCGUUGUACUCUUUCCGCCUCCGUCGAACCCUAACCUCUCUCUCCACCCUCAACCGCAGUCUCUAUGAAGUUUCUUCAAUUCCUGCAAUCUCUACUCCCGCUCUACAGUCCCCACUUCUCCAGGGCAGCACUUUCAGGUCAUCAAGGCCCUUCACUCUUCUAUUUCAAUCCCGGCCGUUCAAAUCGACGACCUUCGUGCUCUCCUCGGCCCGCUCAACAUACAAUAGCAACAGCACCGAGGAAAUCGGGCCUGAUACGAUACUGUUCGAAGGUUGCGACUACAACCACUGGCUUAUCGUUAUGGAUUUCCCGAAGGACCCCAAGCCCACACCCGAGCAAAUGGUCCAGACCUACGAGGAAACCUGUGCUAAGGGCCUCAACAUUAGUUUGGAAGAAGCGAAAAAGAAAAUGUAUGCCUGUAGCACAACAACAUACUCGGGCUUUCAGGCUGUGAUGACUGAAGAAGAGUCCAACAAGUUUCAUGGUUUACCUGGAGUUAUUUUCGUGCUGCCAGAUUCUUACAUAGAUCCAGUAAACAAGGAGUAUGGAGGAGAUAAAUACAUUAAUGGAACAAUUAUACCAAGGCCACCCCCAGUUCAGUACGGGAGGCCGGGACGAAACCGUGAUCGUAGAUAUGGACAGGGUUCAACGUCAAAUCAGCAAUGGAAACCCUCAAAUGACUACCAGAUGUCAGGAGAUGGAAGGAACUAUGGUGCUCCACAAAACCAUCCACCACAGCAGAAUUAUGCUCCACCUAGACAAGGAGAAAGAGGCGAUCAUAUACCCAUGAACAACAGGAAUUAUGCCCCAGGAGGAACGGGCAAUUACCAGUCAGGGCGGGGAGAUCCAGUUCCUUCCCAUCAGAGUAAUUACAACCCAGGGGGGCAGGGAAAUUAUUCUCCCCAAGAACAAAGGGACUUCCCCCAACGCAAUCAGAGUCAUUAUGGACCUCCUGGACAGGGGAAUUUUGCUGGAGCUAAUAGGAACUAUGGUCCUUCACAGGAUGGAUCUUAUGGGCGAGGACCAGGUGGAUAUCAGGGCCAAGAAACAUAUGAACCUUCUGGGCAGGGUGCAAGUUCUGGCAAUGGCCAGGGUUACCCUGGGCAUGGCCAAGGUUACCCAGGGCCUGGAGAAGCUCAAAGGUUCUCACAGGAGGAGCAGAGAAACUGGCAAGGAGAGCCAAGGACCUAUGCACCGAGGGGACCAACUGGAAAUGACCAAGGGAGAUAUUGAUAACACAUUUCAAACGGCUCCUACACUCUCCCUAGCAAGGACAUCAAAUAUAAGGCCUUUAGAGAUUUUCCGAUAAUAGUCUGCAAGCUUUUUGUUUGUUUUAACUUGUGAAGUUGGAACUGGCAACUUUCUUCUAUGAAGCUGUAUCUUUGAUAUCUGAUUAUACCAAGUUCUGUAGGUUAGUAAAGAUGUGGUUUCUGCUUCUACCCUGUUCUGUAGGUUAAUUAAGAUUGGACUUGUUUAUUUGAUCUUUUUUUUUUUUUUUUUAACUUUUGGUGUGUGGAGCCCCAAUGGCCAGUCUGAUUGCCCCUUUGUAGAUUCACCAAUGCAUUUUUUGGUGUAUUGGGCACAAAAAAACAGUUGUUUUAAGGCUUUUUAACUCGAUUA